GGCAAGAAGCCUGAAGGAACCAGAGAGCCUCGAGACUGACGCAGUCUUGUUGAAAAGCCUGGAGAAGUAGAAAUCGAUUUGUUUUUAAGGACUGUACCGGCGAGCAGCGAUGGUAUGCGGCGGAUUUAUUUGCACCAAGAACGCACUCAGCGCUCUUAAUGUACUUUAUGUUUUGGUGAGUCUGCUGCUGAUCGGAGUGGCAGCCUGGGGGAAAUGGUUCGACCUGGUCUCCAGCAUCCGGGUGGUGGCAGGGGUCAUCAGCGUGGGCAUCUUCCUGUUCCUGGUUGCCAUUGUGGGACUGUGCGGCGCAAUGAAGCACCACCAGGUCCUCCUCUUCUUCUACAUGAUAAUCCUGUUCACAGUGUUUGUCAUGCAGUUUUCUGUGUCCUGUGCUUGUCUGGCCCUGAAUAAAGACCAACAGAACCAUCUGCUGGAGGUUGGAUGGAACAAGUCGGCGGCCACUCAAAGGGACGUAGAAAAGACCCUCAACUGUUGCGGCUUCUUUUCUGUUCCCAUCAAUGGCUCAUGUGCUGCUAGUUGUUAUAAGCCUGUCUCUCCAUCAGCCUGUGAGACGUGCUCCAACACCAUCCAGCAGAUUGCGGGAGAGGUGCUGCGGUUUGUGGGUGGUAUCGGACUCUUCUUCAGCUUUACAGAGAUCCUUGGAGUUUGGCUCGCCCACAGAUACAGAAAUCUCAAAGAUCCUCGAUCAAAUCCCGGAGCCUUUCUAUAACCACUCACAACUCAUAAAAGGCCCAAAAUGUACUACUGAAUAAUCUCUUAACUUCGUAAAUCACUCUUAUCGGGACAUUUGUACGCUUUAAUACAGCUUUUUGCUGUAUUCAAUUAUAUUAUAUGAUAAUGAUGGUAAGAUAAAGUGUAACAGUAAUACAAAAAGGGAAAAAUCACUCUUAAGUCUUAAAGACGGCUACACAGAAUCUGUCAGAAAUUGCUCACUGCUAACAUUAGCCUCUGGUUAUACCAGACCAAGUAAGGCUGUAACUACAAAAACCCUGUGUAUUGAACUGAGGAAAUGUUUUGUUUUUUAUUGCUUAUGAAUAUAUGUUUGCUUUAAUAUUUGCUCCUUGAUUACUUUAAUUUAAAAUAUACUUUUUUUUGCUGUGAAUAUGAAUUGUCUUUCUUUUCAGGAGUGGUUCAAGGAUUAGGGAAAUAAGCUUGUUCUUUGAAUUAGAUGACUUUUGGCAAGAAAGCAAAUAAUAAAACUAUUCCUUUAAGUGACA
Anarrhichthys ocellatus (wolf-eel) is the source of this 1238-nucleotide messenger RNA. Its product is annotated as tetraspanin-13-like. NCBI's taxonomy places the organism in Eukaryota, Metazoa, Chordata, Actinopteri, Perciformes, Anarhichadidae. The coding region runs from base 110 to 730 and encodes 206 amino acids. The transcript is spliced from 6 exons. Gene Ontology annotation, cellular component: membrane. The record is from RefSeq and is a predicted model, not a curated record.